AAUGAUUAGCUUCAUGAACCAAGAGUAAGAAAAUUGUUAUCGGUUUUUUUAUUCAGCUCUUAGUUUCUUUAAUUGAUUACAUGUUAUGUAUAUUAUACGUUUUGGAGUUGUUAUUCUGUUGUACUCUUCAGACGGUCACACAUAGACAUAACAGUGUCUUUUAUGAUCCGAUAAGCUAUUUUAUCUGUAUUUUUAUAUUUACGUGUAUUUGAGUUGUCAUGUGAUUUGGGCAAUUUUAAGUAGAUCUUUAAAUGUUUGUAUACACUUAACUGAUGUCAAACUAGCUACUGUUGUUAUCUAACCUCAUUCACUUCGGAUUUUGAAAGUUGAACUAACUAGCCUAUUUCUUGUGAUUGUGAAACUUUAUUAUUCUGAUGUCAUGAGAUGAUACUGUUUCUUUACAAUUGUCUUCUUAACCCUUGUGCGUCAAUAAAAAAAAAAAAGUUACUCAGAGGUCAUUCGAGGGCAAAAAUGUCCGCGUCAAAAAACUGCCAUUAAAAUAUUAUAUAUUAAUAUUAUUUUCCACUUUCAAUGAGUUAAUUUUUUAACCAACAUCAGUCCUGAUCAUAACUACUAAAUAUUCAUUCAUUUUCAGGAUUUUAACCCUUUAAAUGCCAGUUUGUUUAUAUAAUGCCACUGUUUUUUUUAUAUACACACACACACACACACACACAUUUCUCAAUAGAAAACUCACUCACAAAACACACCCACACAAGUUUAGCUGCAUUUAUUCAAUUGGCCUGCAGUGCUCUAUAAUACAACAAACAGAAAAUUGGAAAAAAGUAUGUAUAUGCUCCAUAGGCUAAACAUGAGAAAAAAUUGUGCCAUCUGGUGGAAAAUAUAAAAAAUUUAAAUUUUGAACCCAGGGCUCCGGAAUGAAAGCAUAAUAUAAUAGAAUUCAUGAUUUUAUGUUUUAAUGGCACUGGGAUCAUAUAUUGCAGAUUUAAUGGGUUUCAAUGGGGACAUUUUUGACCUUAAGGUCCUGAGUGUAACUGUUUUGUGUACACAGUGUAUCAUAGAUGUAUUUUAGGAACUGAGGUUGAAAUAUCAAAAUUCCCCCAAAAAUACACAUCUUUGGCAAAAUGUAUGCCUUUGACAUUAACAGCUAAAAUGACCGAAAAAGUCUCGAAGGUCGCACAGGGGUUAAGAUAAACAUUUACUGUUCUAAAACAAGAAAGAAUUAAUUCCCAGUGUAAUUGAUCGUCUAUAGUUUAUGAUCACAUAGCAGAAAUAUUUGCACACAUAUGUUUAUGGUUGGUUUAUGCAGUAAAAUGGUGGUAUUCUUGUCUAGGAGAAAGGAUCCCAUUUCAUGGGAGAGUCCUCUGUCCUUUGCUCCUGGGUGAAUCGGUGAUCUGUCAAAAUGGAUGAGCAGGAGGCCCUGAAUUCCAUUAUGCAGGACCUGGUGGUAUUGCACCGAUCCAGCCGACCAUCUGGUCUGUCUGACCUGGGCAAACCCAAGGCCUCCUCCCCCAAGAACCAGAAUGAUGUAAGGGUGAAGUUUGAGUACAGAGGAGAGAAGAGGAUCCUACAGUUCCCACGACCUGUCAGUCUGGAAGAUCUGAGCACCAAAGCUAAAGUAGCCUUUGGGCAAAGCAUGGACCUGCAUUACACCAAUAAUGAACUUGUGAUUCCGUUGAGUACUCAGGAUGAUCUGGAUAAAGCUGUGGAGCUACUAGAUCGCUCCGUGCACAUGAAAAGCCUGAAAAUCCUACUGGUGCUCCCCUCCUGCACUCAGAACUCCAGUAAGGACCUGUUGCCUACUCAUGAGAACUUGGACAACACAGACUUCAGAGCUCCAGAUAAAAAGAGCAUGCUGGCACUCAUAGGUUCACAGUCAACAGAUCGCAGUUCUCCUCCUCCAGGCUAUAUUCCUGACGUCCUACAGCAGGUGGCCAGAAAUGGCUCAUUCACCAGCAUCAAUAGUGAGGGCGAGUUCAUACCAGAGAGCAUGGACCAGAUGCUGGACCCUUUAUCAAUGAGCAGUCCUGAGAAUUCCGCAUCAGGCAGCUGUCCUUCCCUAGACAGUCCACUCGAUAGUGAUACCUAUCCCAAAUCACGUAUGCCACGAGCCCUGAGCUACCCGGAUAACCAUCAGGAGUUCCCUGAGUACGAUAUUCCAGUGUUUGAGAAAACCGGGAAGGGAGGCACUUACCCGAGGCGAUAUCACAUCUCGUUUGGUCUGCAGGACUACAGCGAUGGGCGGAAGACGUUUCCCAGGGCACGACGGACACAGGCUCAUGGUUUUCGUUCUCCGGUGAGUUUUAGUCCGACAGAACAGCAGAGCCCCAGCACCAGCAGUGGAAGCAGUAUCUUUACGCCUGAGCUAGAGGAACCUGGACGCAGACGACGCGGCAGCGAUAUAGAGCCCAGCCCCAACCCCACUCUAUCAGUGAUGGACAUCAGCCCUCCCAGCCGCUCUCCUCGGGCUCCAACAAACUGGCGUUUGGGGAAACAUUUGGGGCAAGGAGCAUUUGGACGAGUGUUUCUCUGCUACGAUGCAGACACUGGCCGAGAGCUCGCCGUUAAACAGGUCCAGUUUGACCCGGAUAGCCCUGAGACAAGCAAGGAGGUGAGUGCCCUAGAGUGUGAGAUCCAGCUACUGAAGAAUCUCUUCCAUGAACGCAUCGUUCAGUACUACGGUUGCUUGCGGGACACACAUGAAAGAACGCUCUCUAUCUUCAUGGAGUACAUGCCUGGGGGCUCCAUUAAAGACCAGCUGAAGUCAUACGGUGCUCUAACGGAGAACGUCACACGGAAAUACACACGGCAGAUAUUGGAAGGCGUGUGCUACCUGCACAGUAACAUGAUCGUCCACAGAGACAUCAAAGUAAAAGGAUUGCGCCACUCAAGUUCUUCUUCACCACUACACAACUCAAUCUCUGGUGCCAAUAUCCUCCGGGACUCUGCAGGUAAUGUGAAGCUGGGUGACUUUGGAGCGAGUCGGCGGCUUCAGACCAUUUGCCUAUCCGGAACAGGCAUCAAGUCUGUGACGGGAACACCCUACUGGAUGAGCCCUGAGGUCAUUAGUGGAGAGGGCUAUGGAAGGAAAGCUGACAUCUGGAGCAUCGGCUGCACCGUGGUGGAGAUGCUGAAUCAGCAGCCACCCUGGGCAGAGUACGAAGCAAUGGCAGCCAUUUUUAAAAUCGCCACACAGCCCACCAACCCCACUCUGCCACCUCAUGUGUCGGACCACUGCCGUGAUUUCCUUAAACGGAUUUUUGUGGAGACAAAACAGCGACCUGCUGCUGAGGACCUAUUACGGCACACUUUUGUCCACUAGACACUCCCCCUUCUAUCUCUGACCAAUCAGAGACUUCCUUAAGUGUCUGUAGGAUCAUCCCCUUUUGAGACUCUUCCCAGCAGGCUUCAGCGCCACCACUGGACAAGAGCGCAUAGGGGUGACAAACAAGGCGGCAACGUCCUAAAUCUCAGUGAUUUGGAGAAGCUUGAUUCUGUAUGAAAACAUUGCACCUUAAUUUCACUCAGGGGUAAGUACCCCUAAAGACAAAUGGAUAAUGGUACCGUGAAAGACUAAAGGUUUUCUUUUAUGUGUUUGAAAUAUUCUGAUAUUCCCGUUGAUUGUGGAGAGAGAGCCUGAGCUCUGGGGAGUCCAGUUGGGUUCUGGAUGCACUGUGUUAAUGCAGGAAGAUCUUGGAAUGUCAACGCCAGAACAAGGCAAGUACGCCAAUACGCUGCUAACGGUUAAAUGGAAAAAAAAUGAAACGAAAAAGAAGAGAUGACAGGAUGCGUGGGACUCUCCAGCCCAGCUGUCAUGGCACUUCUAUAAGUUCUCGUUUUCUUGCACAGUCCUCGUAGAACAUACACACUUGUACAGUGGAGUCCAACAGUCUGAGACCACAUUAAAAAGUAUGAUUAAACAGGAAUAAACCUGGAUAUAAACAAUGUUUGGGGUUUUGUACAUUUUAAAACAAAGCAAAGUAAAAUGAAGAAGAAAUAUUUAAGAUUCUGCACCAUUUCUAGGUCACUAAUCAAAUGUAAGCAAAUUUGUGACAUUGACCUUCAAGUUCAGAAGUUCAGAUUUCCUUGCUUCCAUUUGAGGCACACAGGAUUUGACAAUUCUAAUAACAGCUGUUAUACAGAUAAUACAAUUCAUAAUGAAAAAGACUGUAUUAAAUUAGAAGAGUGCAAAAUAGAAUCAUUUUCACUAGUAGUCUCAGACAUUUGGAUCCUAUUGUACAAACACUGAUCAAAGGUCUUACUAUAGAAUAUUUAUUUACUAUGCUGUACAAACAUUACGUUUGCUGGACUUUUCCGUCACCUUCUGAUUGCCGCCACAUACCAGAGUGUACUCACUCUCUAGCUCUAGAAUCGUCAGGGUCUGUCGUACCUCUGUUCUUUUCUACUGUCUGAUUCAUUUCUGUCUUUACUGUGUGCCUUUUAAAAAAAAAAAAAAGAAAAAGAAAAAAACGCCCUUCCUCGUUUUUCUAUUCUGCUCUGUCAUCAGUAUCCACUCACUUUUCUAGAAUUCAAGUCUUUCUGACUUUGGUCUGUACAGGAUUUAGGAACACUCAGCUCUUCAUACUGUUUCUAGAAUAGCAUAAGCAGCUCUGCUCUGCCUUCUUUCCACUCGGUCCCACUCAUGGUAAACUGACCUCAGGUCAGAUUCACCUGUGCAUUCUUUCAACACAGUGCCGUACACUUCAAUCUGAUCAAAUGCAGGUUGAAUAUAGACAUACACUCACCAAAGCGAAAAACCCAGAUCUCACAGACAAGGUUUAGUGCCUUGACAGAACUGCCAUACAAAGUCAAAACGCAGUAACUACGCUAACAAUGAGACUAAAAAAAUGGCUUCAAAAUAUAAAAUGGUUUCACUCCAUUUUUUUCUGAAACGGAGCAAAUUUGAGCCAAACCUGUCUGUUUCAGGACAGAUAAUAGUCUAAGAGACCAGAUUUUGGCCGUAGCUCAUAAGGUAACUUACAAAUGGCCAUAAGAGGGGGAACAGAAUUGAAAAAGGACCAUGAGCCGGGACACAAACUCAGGUAGCCCGUGUUGCUACCAAACCUUACGUCGAAGCACUGCACAUGAACACGACUCUUAACAUGGUCAAAUUCAGUUUUAGCAAAAUGUGUAGUUACUGCUUUUUGCCUUUGCAGGACAGAGUAGAUCAUCAUAUUAAAGUAAGAAUCGCUCAAUUCUAGAAUAAAUCAAGAUCAUAGAGCAAUAGAUUGGACUGGAGAAAUUGACUGCUCUCUUUAUGAGAUCAUGAAAAGUAAAAUGUCACUGUAAGUGCACUUUUUGUGAAGACUACAAAAUCUGGAGUUUGCCAGAAGUCUUGUAAGAUUCCUACUGAUGUUCCAAUUCAUCAGUUGAAGUUGCAGUGUUCUCGUCAGAGGUUCACACUCUAAUGUAUUUCAGUAGAAUUAAGCAUAUGCAGAAUUUCACAAAACAUAACGGUACUCUGUACUUGACCGUACUUAACGGUUUACCUACAAAUGAACCUCACUAUCUCACGAUGCCUUGGGACAGGACGUUUCACCAGUUCACACACUAGAUUACACGCACUCUCUGCUGCAGUGUGCACACUCCGUGAUAUUUGAGUGAGCUGUCUUUCACAUUGCUGUUUAAAAUACAUUCAGAGAUCUCAUUGACUGUCCUCCAUGUAGUGCUGUUGUGCCUGCCUUGAGACGUAGGUGAAUACGUAUCUUUUGGCGUUACCUUUAUUCAUUCCCAUAAGCCAGGGGUUAAUUAUUUAUAUUCUUGUUUUCUGUUUUGUUUUAUUGCUAAUUUUCUCAUGCACUGCCAUUCUUAAUUAGAAAGUUAUUCAUUUUACCCCCUCCAAUAAAGAUGAUGGUAUGGUACUUGUAGUAUACGUCCCCAUAAGCAUAUGUUGUUAUGUAGUCACAGACAUUUAAAUUUCAAUCCAAGCAGGAAACUAAUAUGUUGCUUGCUUGUUGCCAUAGUUACCUAACUGUAUUAAAACAAUAAAGCUCAAUGUUGUAAGGGUGAAUCUCAUGAAAACCGUCCAGGUCAACACCAUUUUUAGAUUUUUUUGCCUUGUGAUGUUAUUUUCAUUACAGUUAAACACAUUAAUUGUGCACAUUAACCCCCCCACCCAUUCUUGAUAGCUUACUGUAAUGUAAUCCUAUUUUUGUUAAUGCAGUGCAAAUAAAUAUGUAAAACUGCAAUUGUAAAGUACAGUUGAAAGUAUAGAUCAUAGUAGUAUUUGAUAAACUGCAUUUAAUUUAUGCUGAUUUAAAAUGAAAUAAUGACGAAAACAAAAAACUAAGCCUGUCAAUUUAACACGUUAAUUCAGUACUUAAAAAAAUAAAUAAUGCAUUAACCAAUUUACCCUUCGCUAAGCAGUUUAAUCCAUGACAUUCUUCUUGAGGAUUAUUUCAAGAUUUUAAAAAGAAAAUAUACUGCGUGUAUCCUCUCUACGUACCUCGUGUCACUAUUACAAGUGACCCAGCAACAACGUUUUUUACGUUUUUUUUUUUUUUUGGAUAAAAUUCUGCUUAAAACUGCUCAAACACACAUUACUCCCGUAAAUUUUCAUCGUAAAAAAAGCAAACACUUGUCAGAGAAAUGGUGGACAGCAACAGUUGCUAAGAUACUAUUGGUCAGAAACACUUAAGGCGUGGCUUAGCGAAGGGGCAAUUGAUCAUUCCCCCUGACCGUAUGUAAAUUCAAAUUCAAGCUUGAGGUACCACCUUUGUUUUUUUGAGUCACAGUCAGCAGGUGGCAGUUGGUGCAACUCCAGCUAUACAGGCAACUAAACCGACAGCUGUUCAAUGACAGCUGAACUAAGUACAGCAGAAUGCAGGUGUCUCAAGACAUGUUGUUUUAAAGUUUUAUGUAAUGUUAAAUAUAGUAAAAUAUUUUAUAUUUAACCUGAAAUGUGCCAUCUAUGACUAAAGAUACUGAAAACCAAUGAAACGCGACGCAACUACUGUGAGAUGCUCAAAGUGUCCGUCUGAUUAAAGCGUACGGUUGCUUAAAGGUGCACUCGGUAACUUUUUGCUCGUGUCAUCUUGAACUUACAGUGACACCUAGUGGUGUGGAUGCAGCAUCAUUCAAAAUCAGUAGUUUUCAGUUACAGAUGUCAUUGUAGAAAUUCACUAUUCACAAUCAGCCAUGAUUAAUCCAAGAGUGAAAGUGUCCAAUAACAAGACGGUUACUGAGUUUAAGCGAGCAGUAUUCAGCUGGUCAUGUGAUUCUAAAAUGGCAGCCCCCAUGAGGGCUCUCCUGCCCCAUGUAGAAUAAAACAGCUUUUCUAAGGUUACUGAUAUGACUAGAGACCUCAUCUCAUGUGAGUGCUCAUGAUUUUAUAUAUAUGUUUCAAAAUUACAAUUCAUUUCUUUAAGAGUAAAACUUUUAAUGGGGAAAAAUUACUGAGUGCACCUUUAAUUGUCAUGAAAAUGUCACGGUGCAAAAAUUCUUUAAUGGUCCUAAAAAUACACGUACUUUUUUUUAAUAUAUUUUAAAUAUGACCCAGACAAUUUUUCAUGAGAUUUGCGUUACAACAAUGUCACUAUUGCAGCAUAAACUACCCCAAGACAAUAGAAUGUGGUCACAUGAGUAAAACUACUUUUGAUGUUGGUAGGGGUAACUAUAGCAACGUCGCGAUUAAACUGCAUCAUCACAUAUGCUACUAACCUGUCAGAUGGUAUAAUUGCACUCCAAGCAAACGUUUACAGUUUUGUUUACUGAUGGUGACUAAAAAAAGUCUACCUCCAUUGUGUUGUUAAUUUGGAAUAAUUUCAUGGGAUAUGGAAGACCCACUCACAAAUAAUAGACCUAUUGUAUUAUCAGUUGUCUUUGCAAGUCACCUUUGAGUCGUGACGUCACUUUCUUGACUUGGCCUACAGUCAUUUAAACAUGGGCAGCCCCACUUUGUAAGCCCCUUCCAGCUCUUUCUUUAAUGUCUUUAUUUUAUGUCGCUCUUGCCAACCCUGGGUUGCAUUGGCAGUAUUUGAAGGAGUUUCUCAGCACCCAGUGUAAUGAGCUAAAUUUCUGGUCCGUAGAGGUUUUAAAGUGCCAGUUCGUCGAAUGAAAAGCAUUACCCGUUCAGAUGGUGAACAAACAUAUUUUGUGUGUUUGAAAUGUAUGUACUGUUUUGAUUUUCUUUUGAGGCUGAAAUGUUUGCACAUUUUGAGACCAUGAUUUUUUCACUGAUUUUAGUACUUGUCAGUCAUUCUGUUUGUUUGUACGUGUCAUGUUCUUGCGUUAGGAUCUGAGAUAAAAUGGUUGCCCUGGAUACCAGCUUUGUUGGCCAAGUUGGUCACGUGGGCACUCACUGAUAUAAAUUCUGCUCUCGUUUGUCAGGUCUAUUCAUGGUAAAUGUAUUGCUGGUUGUAGGCAGUGUCAUUGCCAUGCCAGCUUUUACAUUAUCUUGGUAGGUGCACAGUCAAACAGACUAGUGAAAUGAACAUUUAAAAGAUGGCAGGUUUUAUCAGUUCUGAUUACAAUAUUUAGACAUUUUAGAGCCAGACAUCCUAUUGCUGGCUGGUGCCAAAGAAUCUGACUUGAUCAACAUAACUGGUACCCCGGCUAGAGGAUGUCAUAACGUGUGAAUUGGAAAACUUCCUAUAUGAAUGUAAUGCCAAAUUAGAAUUGUUUUUUUUUUGGCACCACUAAGUGUCAUCAUUCAACUGCUUGCCUGUAUAUACAGUACAUUCUAGGACCUUUCCAGUGUAACAGAGCUCUGUAGCUGCAAAAUUCACCAUGUUUAAUGUGUGAGUCACAUCUUUUGAUAAGUUCUCCCUAAGCUCAACAAACAGGUUGAAUUUGUCAGUGAAGCCCAACACGCCACUGCUGCCACUCCAGGGUCAUGAAUGCACUUUGUAUAUGUGUGGGUGAGUAUAUUGUCUGAUAUAAUUGAGUGUGUCUGUGUGUGUUUGUCUGUGUUUCAAGCAAAGAGACUUCUUUUCUGUGUGAUGAUUGAGUGAGUAUUGCCGGCGCACUCUGGCCAAAAUGCCUUGCGCCUCAUACAACCGAUGACAGAAAAGUAAGAGAAAAGAGAAAAACAAAAGAAGUUUAGGACUCUGAAAUGAAUUGUAUGUUUGUUUGUUUUUUUUAGACAGUCCACUUAUCUGGUACCGAACUUGUAUCUGUUGUUUGUCCACUUUGUCUAUUGUAUAAGAAAAGCCAUGUUUAUAAUUGAAUUUGGUUUGUGACCAAUAAGCCUGUUUAUAUCAAAUCUGUAUAUCAGUGGUAUGCAUAUUUUUUUUAUAUAUAUAUAU
Molecule: messenger RNA, 9203 nt
Organism: Myxocyprinus asiaticus (Chinese sucker)
Lineage: Eukaryota; Metazoa; Chordata; Actinopteri; Cypriniformes; Catostomidae
Product: mitogen-activated protein kinase kinase kinase 2-like
Exons: 17
Coding region: 1361-3280 (639 amino acids)
Biological process (GO): protein phosphorylation
Molecular function (GO): ATP binding; protein binding; protein kinase activity
Source: RefSeq, a predicted model, not a curated record